This is a messenger RNA of Anthostomella pinea, 5004 nucleotides long. NCBI's taxonomy places the organism in Eukaryota, Fungi, Ascomycota, Sordariomycetes, Xylariales, Xylariaceae. The record is from the annotation of a GenBank genome assembly.
AUGUUCCAUGGUUCUGUUCUCCUAGAAGAGAACAUCGACAUCUCCACCACCGAAUCAAUCGAAGCCCUCGUGUCCCGUCGCGCUUCUAUUGUAUCUCAAUCUCCUUCCGAUAGCAUUGGUGCAGUUCGCAUUACCCCCUGCGGCGAGGGAGGCUUGCACUCCCCCAAGGAGGUAUCCGAAGAAACCGUAAAAGCUCCAUCACUGUUCUGCCUUGUCGACAAGUUCGAGCCCAGUGGUACGGGGGAGCGGACGAUACCCAAGCCAAACGAAGUCAUGGAACCUCAACCAAAGCCGAGCGUUCACCCAAGCGCCUCGAAUCCGUCGCUGAGGGCUAUUGGCAAUCGGCCAGCAUAUGUUCGCUCGACAAGCUCUCGGACUGGUGCAUCCCGUCAUUCUCUCCUGAGAUCAGAUGUCUCGCGUCAGCAGCAGGCUGAGAAGGACUCGCCAAUACCACCUGUGCUGAGUCAGGAGACCCCAUUGUCAGUAGGGAAAGAUGCCACGACAGGUCCCAACCCAACGACCGUAUUGGUUCCAUCAAGGGAAUCUUCCAGAAGAGACCUUGAUCUUCAGCGCUUAGAUCUCCAGCCAAUCGAGUCAUCCUCAGCGCCUGCUGAACUCUUCACUGACCCGAGUAUGCAUCCUAUCGGUACCCCUGCAAUGACGGACCUUCCUGGUGUGUUCCCAGUGGAGGAUGUCUCUGAGUCUGGGCUUCCAGCCGAGCGUGGUGGUCCUCGAGAGGAGACCGUGGAUAUCUCCAAGCACCUUCACGGAGACCACGAUGCCACUAGCAAGGUCCAGCCAGCCACCGAAUAUUUCUCGGAGACCGUGGAUAUUUCGAAGCACCUUCACGGAGACCACGAUGCCACUAGCAAGGUCCAACCGGCUAACGAACCUAUCUUCACGAACCGCGAUCACGAGGGCUAUCGUGGCAUCUCGAAGGUCCGCUCAGCCGCAGAGUAUAUCCUUCUCGCGGGAAAAGAGGUUCUGCACCAAAGUGCGGCUUCGGCGCAGAACAUAGCGAAAGAGAUAUACUCCGUCGAGGAGCAUUUCCGCCAUAGUCGACAUGACACGCCAAAAGUUGGAGCAUUCGUCGAGGCUCCACCUACAGAAAAAGCUGUGCUUGGGGGAAACGAGAUCAUUCACCAGAACAGCUCUUCGGCGCAGGCACCACCGAAGGAGAUAUACCUCGUGGAUGAGCAUUUCCGCCAUAGUAAUAUUGACACGCCAAAGGUCAGUCCAUUCGUUGGACAUCCAGCCAUUGAGGCGAUCGUUCAUCAGGGGAAAGAGAUAAUCCACCAAAGUGAACCUUCUGCUCAUGCAGCACCGAAGGAAGCAUACCCCAUCGAGGAGCAUCUUCGUCAUCGUCAUAUUGACACGCCAAAGGUCAAACCGUUCGUUGAACGUCCAACGGUGAAGAAAGAGAUAAUCCACCAAAGUGAACCUUCUGCUCAUGCAGCACCAAAGGAAGCAUACCCCAUCGAGGAGCAUCUCCGUCAUCGUCAUAUUGACACGCCAAAAGUUCGUCCAUUCCUGGACCGUUCGUCUGUGACAGCUUCUCAGGAGAACUCAAUCCCCCGUGUCGCUGUGCAGCGUCCGAUGGAGACCUCUCAGGACAUUGCAGAGUCUUCCACGGGAACAUCAUACUGGGAUUUCCUUCCAGCUUUCAGAAAGAAAGACAACAGGGCCGAGAAAUUCGGAGAGUCGAAUACCCAAUCACUUUCGGGCGGCGCGGUGGACCCCGUGGAAAAUGGCGGCCCUCUACCGGGUUCCAAAGGCGCAUCUUCCAACGUUUCUCGGUCCGGCACGCAGCAAUCUCUAUCUGAGAGCCAACGCUCGGGUCCGCCGAAGAACGCCGAAGUGAUCUUCAGUUCUGUGGCGAAAAUGGCUGAGUCGGAAGCAAAGGGAGAUAACCCACCUCAUGAAAUCGAAGGGUCAAGGCAGCGCUUGUCGGAUGUGAACUCGCUGGAGGCCAGAACUGUCCCUGACGAUAAGGCAGAAAACGGCAUGAGAUCGUCGAAAUCCAUUCUACCAAUCUCUCAUCCACGCCUUUCUGAAGACGAAGUCGACCAGCCAAGGCGAAUAUCGUCGCCGGAGAGGCUCGACCCUAGGCGUACUGCUACUUGGCUUCGCCAGCUGCUAGGCCAGCCGGAGCCGGGUGGCUCAAAGCUAACGAAGCUACCUGAGAAACGACAUCCGCGACAUCAAGCUCACGAAGACUAUUCCAACGAUGAAGUCACUGCAAUGGCGUCCAGGGUGACCACAUUCUCAGGAAGAGAUGCAGCCGACGCGGGCGCGAUGAGUACUGCGAUGCAUAACCUCGAGAAUCUGCUGAGCGAGGCUCUCCAGAUCGCCAACGAAGUCAGCGAGCAAGAUGAUAUUGAGUGCGGCCAUAUCGAUGACGGCGACCUCCGAUUACAGGGCAUUUCUGAAGGCGUUCCUGAAUCAUCGUAUCCAGCAAGCACCCACGAGAGUGUCCGAAGUAGCUCCUCCGAUGAUUAUGAUAGCCCAGUACUUGCUACGAUACCGCAGCACACAUUCGUCGGCUCAGUCGAGGGCUUGACGCACGGAUGUGAAGCUCUCCCCCUCAGAGCAGUCAAACGCCGAGGUCUAGCUCAGCCCGACAUGCACAAUGGCAAUGUUAGAGGGCCGGCGCUACCACGCAGGAAUUCCAGCGUCCGCGGCUCUCGAGAAUCCGGGACAAACUGCAACCCUGGCCGCGAAAUACGGCACCAUGUUGCGGAUGAUGACUACGUGUUGCCUAUGCCACCUCCAGAUCGUCAACUCAGGAGACAGAGCAUUUUCCCCCCACCUCAUGCGUACGAUGAAGACGACUUAUCAGGAACCAUCAAGCCUCGCACCGAGGUUCCCAAUAGCAGAGAAGUCAGGGAAUAUAUCCGCGUGUUCCACCAGCCGCCCAUCGCACCUCGACAAAGUUCCCGAAAUCUUCGCGAAGUCGCAGCCGUACAGGCAGAGAGUCUUGAAUCUAGUCAGACUAGCAGAUCAGCUGAGAAUCGUCGCAGAGACGUAAGCGUCUGUAGCUUAGAUGGCAGUACUACAAUAGACGAUGUAAUCGACUUCACUAUCCAAUACAGUACUGGGGGCAGGCAAAGUAAUGGCAUUUCGGGCCUCAGAGCAUCGUCCCGAGGUCACAAGGACAGCACCUCGGCUGAAAACCCUGGGCCGUCUCAUCAAAGGCACGCCGCGGGUGCGGCAACAGGAAAGCGAGGCCAUGUGGUCCGCAACAUCAGCCUUCGGAAGAAAUCUCACGUCAGCCUCAGAGACGACCAAGGCUUCAACCUUACUAAAUCCGUCAAACGCCAGCCGACCAUUGCUCGAGAUUGGUCUCCAGUUCGAAAGAGACUCGUUGCAGCUGUCGCGUGUAUCAGCACUGCAUUGAUUGGAAUACUCAUAGGCAUCUACGCCGGUCUGGUUCCCUCAGUUCAGUACUACAUCGCUGACUUCAACCAUUACGCGAUCCUUGGGAACGUCGGGAUGUACCUCGGGAUGGCCUUGUCGACAUUCUUCUGUUGGCCCUUGCCUCUCCUACACGGACGCAAGCCGUAUAUUGUCUGUAGUCUCUGUGUCGCAAUGCCCCUCCUCUUCCCUCAAGCUAUUGCAGUCAGCGCCCUACGGUCCCCAUACACCAGUGCCUGGAGAUGGGCUUUGCUUCUUCCCAGGGCCGUGAUGGGAUUUACACUGGGGUUUGCCAGCAUGAACUUCCACUCAAUAUUGACUGAUCUUUUUGGAGCGUCGCUGAUGAGCGGCAACCCGCACCAGGAGACAGUCGACCAUUGCGAUGUGAGAAGACAUGGAGGUGGACUUGGGGUGUGGCUCGGCAUCUGGACCUGGUGCUUCAUUGGCUCUUUGGGUGUGGGCUUCCUGGUUGGAGCCGUGAUCAUCGACCGUCUACCACCAAGUUGGGGAUUUUACGUCAGCAUUAUGCUCCUCGCACUUGUUCUCCUGCUGAACGUUCUCUGUCCCGAAGUCAGACGAUCGGCUUGGAGGCGGUCUGUAGCCGAGGUAAAACACGGCUCCACGAUAUCUCGACGCGUCGCCCGUGGGGAGAUCAAGAUGCAUCGCGUUCAAACCGGUCCGAAAUGGUGGGGACAAGAAAUGUUUCACGGGGCCGCGCUGUCGCUCGAGAUGCUGCGCCAACCCGGCUUCACAGUCAUAGCUGUGUACUCUGCGUGGAUCUACGCCCAGGUUGUUCUAAUCAUUGUGCUCCUCGGAUCUUUGACCUCCAGGCAUUACCGCCUGCAUUCAACUUACGUUGGUGCCGCCGUCUCGUCUGUCGCCAUCGGCGCCCUGGUCGCAGUACCGUUUCAAAAGGCCAACCUUUUCUCGAGAGCCAGGAAGAUGGGUCCUCGUACAAACAGCAUGACCUUUGUCAAGAAGGUUACCUGGACCUCUCACCUGGUCCGUCGCGCCAUUUUCACCAUAGUCCUCCCAGUGUGCGGCAUCUUGUAUACCGUGGUGUCUGCCGGACCACCUGUUCAUCUAUUCUUCCCUUGUUUCUUCGCCGCGUUGAUUGGCUUCUUGUCCUGUCUCGCAAUCGCCGAAUGCAAUGGGUUGUUGAUGGAAGCAUGGGACUGCUCUGAUCUGCAGCCAGGCAUGACUGGUCACCCCCCGUCCAGCGAUACGAACAAACGCACCAACUAUUCGUCUUUUCCUCGCGUCACUGCCGGAUUGAACACCAUACACAGCAUUGGGUUCAUCUUCGCUGCAGGUGCGACGGGAAUUGGCGGCAUAGCCACUCGAAGCCUUAGUCAGAGAGCAGCGACAGGCGUCGUAGCCUCAAUAUUGUUUCUGUUCUCCCUUCUACUCCUGGGCGUGCUGAUUCGGUUCAGAAACGUGCAAAUCGUCGCGGAUUGUAAAUGCGAGGAAAUGGACAAAUGGAAAGCAGAACGCCGCGAUUCCCAUCGCCGGCGAGCUUCGGCAAUCGCUGUUGCCAAAGCUAGCGGCCUCAAAGACCAUGCCCAUAUUCCUGAGGAUGAGGUCGGAUAG